Molecule: messenger RNA, 1797 nt
Organism: Cyclocybe aegerita
Lineage: Eukaryota; Fungi; Basidiomycota; Agaricomycetes; Agaricales; Hemipholiotaceae
Source: the annotation of a GenBank genome assembly
AUGAACUUCGAAGACAUGCUAGCAAUUCCAAGCCAACAACCUUUACGAAAAGAAGUCCAGCUCCUCAUCCGCAUCCUUCAAAGGCUCCUGCUGCACCUCAAUUUCACUGCACUUCCACGGAUCGCCCUCAAACCUUCGCUCCCAGCACGAAGUGCUUGUGAGCUGCACAACCCUCAACGACCUACAAUACCGGUUCCACCCAGCCAAAUAGUCCCUCAGAUCCGCCUGCUCGAAUCCCAGGCUUUCGAUGGACCGCUCGAGAGGACACGGCCGUGGGAGGACCCAGCCGCCGACCGAGGAGGAGGAGAGCGAGGAAGAGGGCGGAUACUCGUCAUCGCCAAUGGAGGUAGAGGUGAAGAACCCGCCGCCGUCGAGGUAGACUCGGCGGGAGGUCAGGGUGCACGCUCGAUCUUGUAUGACUUUGAUCGUAUGCAGCUGCGUGAGGUCGAACAGCUACGGCCGGUUACCACAAACAAGGCCACCUUCGUUGGCCAUAUGCCCAUGGACCUCGAUGAUGUGGCGACUCUCAUCCCAGCCUCUGGUGUCCCCGACGAUGUGUGGAUCGACAUCUUCGAGUCGACUGAUUCACCUGCAGCAGUUGCGAUGCUCAGGCGGACAUGCAGAAGGUUCAACACACUCGGUUUAAGGCCAUCGUUAAGGGAACUUCGAUGGACGAAGAUGGAGAGCACAAUCAAAAAUCUGCAGGACUGGGAUCCGUCGGAUGGGAUCUACAAAGAUCUUGUUGUGUUCCCGAGGAAGGUUACAAUAGGUGUUCCCUUUGAGUUCAAUUCGCGAACGAAUAAGUUGAGCCAGGACGAGCGCGAGGCAGAAUAUGAACUUCACGACUGGAUUUACCGCCAGCUGCCCCGCUUCACAUCCCUCAACGAGGUCGCGUUCGAGAACACUGUCAUAUGUUCCUACGUGUACGCUGUUCUCGCGCAGAUCCCGGCCCUGCGCACGCUGAGCAUCUCCAACUGCUCCGCGACAUCCCUCAUCGUACCCUUAGCCGACCGUCACCUCCAACCCCCACGCGAUCUUCAACACCUACUCACUCACCACCCGGACCGGCCGCACCCUUAUGCGGGGUUGCUUGAGAACCUCCCAAUCACCCACCUAUCCUUCGACCUCGGGACAGCGGACCUGUCGGAUCGCAAUCUAGGGCCACCGCACCCUCUGCACUUCCUCGGCGGGCCGAACCUGACGUCGCUCGCGAUACGCUGGACGGAGCACGUAUCGUCUGUGUACACGAGGCGAAAGUGGACUUUGCCCCAGCUGACGGCACUCGAAGUGACGAUGCCGGUCCUGACUCGCGACCUCGUCGACACGCUCGUCGUGUUCCUAGACAAAUGCCUACUCAGGCCGAGGAUGAAGUUGUCGAUCAAGGGGCAUAACCUGAACCAGCAGGACACGACCGGAGCGGCGACGACACCAGUGACGAUACCGAUGAGAGGUUUGUGGUCGUACACGGGACCCCUUGGGCUCGUUGUUCGACAGGAGGAGGGAACAAUGACGCAGAUGGUGAUGAACGAGCCGCUGGAGUUGCCGGGGGUGUUGCGUGGGAUGAGGAGACUCCCGCGGCGCAUCAAGGAGCUGGAGCUGCAGGUACGGAAGUGGGACGUCGAGAUCCUGUUCGCGGUGCGCGAGCUCUUCCCGGGAAUCAGGAAGCUGAUAAUCAGGUACGGGAGUGGAAUGUUCCCUGAGGACUUCCUCGUCACGCUGGGUUCGAGCAUCUCGGAGAUUAAUACUGGAGAGAUCGCACUAGGAAAAGAGGUAGUCCUCGAUCCUUUUGAGUCUUGA